Messenger RNA from Xiphias gladius (swordfish), 4971 nucleotides. It is a transcript of the gene abcc12, whose product is annotated as ATP-binding cassette, sub-family C (CFTR/MRP), member 12. The record is from RefSeq and is a predicted model, not a curated record. Gene Ontology annotation, molecular function: ATP hydrolysis activity; ABC-type transporter activity; ATP binding. Gene Ontology annotation, biological process: transmembrane transport. The coding region runs from base 352 to 4491 and encodes 1379 amino acids. Gene Ontology annotation, cellular component: membrane. The transcript is spliced from 31 exons. Lineage: Eukaryota; Metazoa; Chordata; Actinopteri; Istiophoriformes; Xiphiidae.
CAGUAUAAAGUCCGCUCAACAUCAACGGCAACACUGUGGAGUCAGUCAAGAGCGCCAAGUUCCUGGGGGCGCACAUCACAAAUGGCCUGACAUAGACUGCAAACACCGCUUUCCUCAUCAAGAGGGCCCGACAGUGCCUCCACUUGCUGUGACGGAUAAGGAAGGCAAAACUCCCCCCUCCUGUCGUCACCACAUUCUACAGAGGCACCACAGAGAGUAUCCUGACCAGCUGCAUCUCUGUAUGGAGCUGCACUGCCUCAGACCAGAAGUCCCUCAGAGAGAGGUGAGGAUGGCACAGAGAAUCUUCAGGACCCCUCUCCCACCUAAAGAGGCACCUCGGCACAGGACAAAAUGAAGACAGACUAUUCUUUGGAGAAGAAUGGCAAUCGAGACGUCUCUUUUGCCAUAGAUGGUGGGAGAUGGAGGUCUCUAUCUUUGGCCUCCAGUCCAGAACAUACGGAUACUGAUAAGAACAACAGUGAAAUACCCCACCGUUCCCCAUUCAGAAAAUACCACCAAAGCCUUCAGACCCUCAAACCCUUCCGCUGGUCCUCCUCUCAGUCCCACCCCUUGGACAAUGCAGGUUUCCUGUCUUUUACAACCUUUGCCUGGAUGACCCCGAUAAUGUGGGAUAUGUACAGGAAUAGGCUAGACAUGAACUCUCUCAACCUGUCUCCUUUGGAUGCAUCCAGCACCAGCGGAGAAAGGCUACAGAGAUUCUGGGACGAAGAAGUGGCAAAAGUAGGCCAGGAGAAAGCCUCUUUGGUUCGUGUGAUCCUUCGCUUUCAAAGAACCAGGGUGAUUCUGUCUGUCAUGACCGGUGUUCUUUCCAUGGUGGCUUUGUUUCUGGGCCCGGCUGUUGUGGUCCAUAAGAUCUUAAACUAUGUUGAUGAUCCAGGGGAGUCCACGGUGUUCUAUGGUGUUGGGCUGUCCUUGGCUCUGUUCGCCACAGAGUUCUGCAAAGCCUACCUAAUAUCCUUGCUGUGGGCGAUAAACCUGCGCACAGCUGUCAGGCUGAAAGGUGCCUUCUCUUCAGUGGCCUUUCAGAAAGUCAUCUCUCUGCGGGUGCACAGCAACAUUUCAAUGGGAGAGAUGAUUAAUGUUUUGACUAAUGAUGGCUACAGACUAUUUGAGUUCGUAUUAUUCGGGAGCUUUUUGCUGUCCACCCCAGUGCUCCUUAUUGUGUGUGUAAUCUACGCAUGCUACAUUCUGGGCUACACUGCACUGAUUGGAGUCUGCACAUUCCUCAUCUUCUUCGCCAUACAGUUUUUCUUGGCCAAGCUCAUUAACAUUUUCAGAUGGAAAGCCAUGUUGAUGACAGACAGCCGUGUUCACACAAUGAAUGAGAUUCUCAAAAGCAUCAAACUUAUCAAGAUGUAUGCCUGGGAAGAUUCAUUUGAGAAGAAGAUUGCAGGCUUAAGGAAAAAUGAGAAGAAACAACUGCAGAGGGUCAAUUACGUCCAGAAUAUUAAUUCCAGCAUCACAAUCAUCAUCCCCAUCCUCGCCACCGUUCUCACCUUCAUAGUACACACUUUGUUGGGCUUAAGCCUCAAGAAUUCCGAUGCCUUCACCACCAUCGCCAUCUUCAACUCCAUGAGGUUCUGCCUGGCUCUGCUGCCUCCCUCUGUGAAGGCUCUGGCUGAGUCUGCUGUGUCACUGAAACGACUGAGGAAAAUACUGAUGAUCCAGAAUCCAGAGCCCUACCUGAUGCAGGGGAAAGACAGCGACUCGGCCAUAGUGAUAAAAAAUGCUACACUUUCCUGGACCAAAGCAGACAGACAGCCAGACCCCGUGCCCAGCACAGGCAAUGGGGUGGAGGGACACCAGGUGGAUGAGGUGUCCCAGAAUGAGAAGACCGAAACCGUGCCAACCCUGAGGAACAUCUCCUUCACGCUGCCCAAGGGCAACCUACUCGGUAUCUGUGGGAAUGUAGGAAGUGGAAAGACGUCACUGAUUUCCAGCAUUUUGGAACAGAUGCACCUUCUUCAGGGCUCCCUCACAGCCGACGGAACAUUUGCCUACGUUUCCCAGCAGCCCUGGAUAGUCCAUGGAACUGUUCGAGAAAACAUCCUGAUGGGGGAACCUUUUGACCAGGCCAAAUACGACAGAGUUUUGGAUGUCUGUAGUCUCAGAGCUGACCUGAAAAUCCUCCCAUACUGUGAUCAAACCGAGAUUGGAGAGCGGGGGCUCAAUGUGUCGGGGGGGCAGAAGCAGAGGAUCAGCCUGGCCAGAGCUGUCUACUCCAAUAAGGACAUCUUCCUCCUUGAUGAUCCCCUGUCUGCUGUUGAUGCCCAUGUGGGGAAACAUAUCUUUGAAGAAUGCAUUAAGAAGGAGCUCCAGGGAAAAUCCGUCAUACUGGUUACUCAUCAGCUCCAGUAUUUGGAGUUCUGUGAUGACAUCCUGGUUCUGGAGGAUGGGGAGAUCCGCGAGGCUGGAAACCACCAGGCCCUGAUGAGAGCCAACGGACGCUACGCUCAGCUGAUAAGCAACUACCAGAUGGAAUGGGCCAAAACUCCGAAAGACGAGGAGGAAGCCUCACCCCAAGACGCUGCCCAGCAAAAGGAGGUCGAGCCAAGAGAUCACACAGACAGUGGGAUAGUGAACCUGGCAUUUGACAUGUCAGAUGAAAAGGAUGAUGGAACAACGGCUGAACAAAAAACUGCUGUCAAGGUUGAUGAUCAGCUGGUCAGUAAGGAGUCCUCCACAGAAGGCGCCGUCUCUCGGAGAGUUUACCAGCAGUACUGCCAGGCAGCUGGAGGCUACAUUAUCACCUUCCUCACUAUCCUGAGCACCGUCCUGACAGUCGGAUCCACAGUCUUCAGCAACUGGUGGCUCAGCUAUUGGCUGGGGCAGGGUGAUGGGUCACCCAAUAGCACCACUUCAGACCAGGGGGACAUCUCACAAAACCCAGACCUGCACUUCUAUCAACUGGUAUAUGGCCUGCUGCUGGUUGUCAUGGUGAUAGUUGCCAUCAUCAGAUGCCUAUUCUACACUCACGUCACCUUGAAUGCUUCCUGCAAACUCCACAACACCAUGUUCAAGAGGAUUAUUGACAGUCCCAUGAGUUUCUUCGACACGACGCCAGCAGGCCGCAUUCUCAACCGCUUCUCCAAAGAUCAAGAUGAGGUGGACUGUGUGCUUCCCCUCCACAUGGAUUCUUUCUUGCAGCUUUCUUUAAUGAUCAUCUUCACAGUUAUCACCAUCUCAGCUGUCUUCCCCCCCUUGCUUUUAGCUGUGGUUGUUAUGGGAGCUUUGUUCACCCUCAUUCUCUUUAUAUUCCAGAGGAGUAUCCGUCAGAUGAAGAAGGUGGAGAACAUCAGUCGAUCUCCCUGCAUCUCUCUCACCACCUCUACCCUGCAGGGCCUCAGCACUAUUCAUGCCUACAACCUAAGAGACAGCCACAUAAAACUGUUCAAGACCCUGAAUGACAUCAACUCCAACCACUAUUUCCUCUAUUACUCUGGGACACGCUUGCUCUCGUUCUGGCUGGACUUCAUGACUUUGACCAUGACCUUGUUGGUGGCUCUGUUUGUAGUGCUCAGCAGUAACGAUUUCAUCAGUCCAUCCUUGAAAGGCCUGGCCAUGUCUUACACAAUACAGCUGACAGGCAUUCUCCAAUUUGUAGUUAGGCAGGCGACCGAGGUAGAGGCAAGGUUCAACUCGGUCGAGCGGUUACUGGAAUACAUCACGAGUUGCAAGUCUGAGACCCCCAGACACAUAAAGGAGGUUCAAAUCCCAGAGGACUGGCCAAAGAAUGGAUCCAUCAACUUCCAGGACUACAAGAUGAGGUACAGAGAGAAUACACCCAUUGUCCUGAAUGGGCUCAAUUUCCUCAUCCAAGCUGGAGAGAAGCUGGGCAUUGUGGGAAGGACAGGCUCUGGGAAGUCCUCUCUAGGCAUGGCUCUGUUCAGGCUGGUGGAGCCAGCUGCAGGAGCCAUCUCAAUAGAUGGAGUGGACAUUAUGGACAUUGGUCUGUGGGAUCUGCGCAGCAAGUUGUCCAUCAUCCCCCAGGAUCCUGUGUUGUUCAUUGGCACAGUCAGGUACAACCUGGAUCCCUUCAAUAGCUACACUGAUGAGGAGAUCUGGGCAGCGCUGGAAAAGACCUACAUGAAGGACUCAAUCUCCAGACUGGAGGGGAAGCUACAGGCACACGUGCUGGAGAAUGGUGAGAACUUCUCUGUAGGAGAAAGACAACUGAUAUGUAUGGCUAGAGCACUACUCCGUAACUCCAAGAUCAUUCUGUUGGAUGAGGCAACAGCCUCCAUUGAUGCAGAGACAGACGCUCUGAUCCAGAACACCAUCAAAGAGGCCUUCCAGGACUGCACCGUGCUCACCAUUGCCCAUCGUAUCAACACUGUGAUGCAUGCAGAUCGUAUUCUGGUCAUGGACAAUGGAGAGGCAGUCGAGUUAGACCACCCAGAUGUGCUGAAGCAAAGACCAGACUCUCUGUUCUCAACACUCCUCACAGCUGCUAACACUAUCAACAGUUGAACCCCAAAGGACCUGUGACACCAACCGCAACUCCAACUGCAAAUUGACGACUGUAACAUAAUAAUAACAAUAGUUAUUCAUUUACACAGCCAUCUCUUAAUCAGUAUUCUCAGGUAAUAAUCUGGAGUGGGUUGCUGGUAUCAGGUGUAAAUGAGCCGCAGAGAUGUGGUUUAAUUAAUGCAGUUUUCACCUUUCAAACUAUGUCCGUAGCGGUACAUUUAUCUCACCUGUUUACUGAAACAAAUAAAUGGACAUUGUUUUUCAUGGGCCUUUCAUAGGAGUGGAUAAGAUCUUUCAUGUUUAUUUAAAACAUAUUAUUUAUUGAUUUUCUAUGUCUUUGCCGCCACUUUGCAAACAACUACAUGUGAAGUUUCAGUCUGCUGUGUGAAUAUGUACUACAUAUGCUUUUUGAAAUAAAUACUGAAUUAAAGAACUAUAUAUAGAAAACUCUUAUCAAAUUAGCUGAUUGCAGACAUACAG